AUGGAGUAUUAUAACGAAGCAUUUCUCAGACAACUGAAUCCACUUUUACGCAUCCAAGUAGAUUCCGAACAAGUACGACAAUCAGAAGCAUGUAGCUCAAUUAUAUCGCAGUGCGAAAGAUAUGACAUUGGUCAGCUGGUAUGGGACAAUUGUCUCAUUCGCAACCGAAUAUCAACUGCUAAAUAUAUUAUCCAAGUCAAAACUAAUAUGGACCUGGAUAUAAAGGCUGUUGAUGUGCCAACAAUAGAGAAAAUACCAAAUAAACAUAGCAUAUUGUCUCCAUUCAAUGCAAAAUCACCGAUUUUUCCCAAUGGAAUCUUGACCCAUGACUGGCUAAAAAAGUAUCAGGAAAUCUAUCCUUUUGCCAUGUUGUAUGUUUGUCAAUUGGACCAGGAAAAUGAUGCUGGUAGUGAUAGCAAAAACACAGGAAAUGAAAAGCACAAAGACAACGACGACGACAACGACGACGACAACGACGACGAAUACAAAAACAACGACGACAACGACGUCGAGGACAACGAUGACGACGAUAUUCACGACAAAGAGGAUGAUGCAAUAAUUGAUAAACUAAAGUACUUGAAGCUAAAAUUAGAAGAUAUUGAUUGCAAAUUGGUUGUACUUGUGCUCACUCGUGGAGAAUUGAGCUUAGAGAGGCAAAACAAAAUAAAGACAGAGCUAAACUUGGCCAAACACGGAGCAUUAUAUACAUUCAACACUUUAAUUGAUGGUUUGCAAAACGAAAGCGAAGUUAUAGUGCUGGCUAUAAUGAAAAACCUUACUAAGCUAGCCCAUGAUUACUAUGCAAAUAUUGAAUACAAGAUCAAGCAAAGAUACAAAAAAUACUAUUCCUGUCCGCCUAUAGAUGAUAUCGAUACUUCGAUUGAACUUACACCGAAAUUUUUGGAGACAAGAAACUUGAUCAAGCAAGGUUUUAUUUUAGAAUUUUUAUACCCUAGAAACUUGGAAACUAGUGUCAAGAUCCUCGAAGUUGCGUACCAGGAACUUGUGGAAAUACUCGAUACAACAUAUGCAAUAAAUUUACUGGACCAUGAUAAUAAAAUUCUUGAACAGUUUAUGACAUUAUUGGAUGUGAUUGCUUUUCAUAUCGUUCGUGCAUACUUUUCAAUUGAAGAGCCUAUAAAGGCAUUGAAGAAACAUAAAACGCACAUUGUUAAUGUAGUUGAAGUUGUGAAGCGGGAUCAUGACUGGGUUUCUAGACAAUACGAAUGGCUUGCUCAGUUAAUGAGGUUGGUUCCAUAUUCGAUAAUAACAAAUUUAAAUACCACAGCAAUUUUGAAGCAGCAACUGGAAAAUCGACGAAAUGCUCGACCACAAUCAUCAGCAGCAUCAUCAGCAGCAUCAUCAGCAGCAUCAUCAUCAUCGGUGUCAUUGUUGGCUUUCUUUGGUGGCAUACGUACUCCUGAAUUUGAUUUAGUGACUAAUCCUGGAUUGGUUUACGUCAAGGCAUAUGAAUUGAGCAGUGACCCGCAAAAGAGAAUUGGUCUUUUAACAAAUGCCAUUGAACUAUUAGAAACUCAAUUGCUGAAUGCCACCUACAAGAAUCUGAUCUCAGGAAAGGAUAAGUUGGACGCGUUGAUCUCAUACAUCAACUGGCGUAUUGCUGAGGAGUUAAUCCAGAUGAAACAAUAUCAAAAAGCAUCAGACUUUUUAGAGAUGGCGUAUAGUUUAAUCUGUGAUUCAAAUUGGUUUAGCAUUAACCACUUAUUGUUGGAAAAGUUGUUGUUUUGUUAUAAAAACAUUGGAGACAAAAAGAUGGAGAUUAAUACAAUUCUUAAAUUGGCAACAAUGCCGCAUCCUACGCAGACAGAAAUUAGCACCAGCUUUGUGGACCCAACCUUGAGUGAAACAAAGAAUGUGUUUGAAUUUGCAACCGACUCCAAACUAUUAGAGGUUGACUUGUUGGACUCGAAAUUGCACGAAUUCUUCAAGGUUGAUGCAUUAUUAAUCAACAAAAAUUUGUCCCUGAAAGAAACUCAUGUUUUAGACCAAGUAAUGUUUCAACUAACACUAAAGUCCAAAAUUAAUUUACACGUGUUAAAGUCUUUUUUGCCCAAAGAAAGUAAAGUUCACAUUUGCGUCAACCAAAUUGACGUUUCCUUUUCACGCGCAGAUGGUAGGUCUAAAUUCCCUGGAAUUAAGAACAUUUCCAUCACCAACGACGAAAAGAAAAAGUUUGAAACUGUUAUGCAAUUGCAUGGCCAGCAAUUGGAUCGAACAUUUGUCGAUUCUGCAAACUUACAAUUAAGUGGCCAAAAUGCUGAUAGUGAUGAUAGUGGUACUGGUGUUGGUGUUGGUGCUAGUGGCGGUCAUGGUCACGUUCGUAGUAAAUUAGUACUCCAGCAUGUACAGUCUGUUCAUUCAACUAGUCAAGUACAAGUAGAAGUUGUUAAGUUGCAAAUCUCAGUUCUUGUUAAGCACCAUGACAAGUGUAUUAAGUUGAAUAAAAUUGAGUUACAUCAAACAUUCCCAACUAGUUCUCAUUUGGGUCGCUUAUUCAACUUUGAUGGAACUUCAAGACCAAUUAGACUAUACGAACCAUCACACAUUAUCACCGUUGUGCCUAAGAAACCCGAUAUAAGAAUCGGGUUGAAACAAAAGCUAGAUUAUUAUAUACUAGGCGAGAAACUUCAGAUCCCGAUAAAUAUUAAAUUUGACGACAAAGAGUUGAGGGCAACUUGUGCAAAAGCGAAUUUGUUUGCGAGAGUUAGGAGUGGCGAUGUAACAUUGACUUGGGAAGGGUUGAAAGAUGAUGAACCAUUGAACUUACUAACUUUAGAGAGUGGAGCAGAUGAGCUAGAGCAUCUGUUGACUGUGCAUGCAAGGUUUUGGCGUGAAACAGAAAUGAAACUUGAGAUUGAGUUGGUAACUGCUGAGGAGUUUGAUGCUGAGGAAACAAUAGAAGACAAUGGACAAGGGCAAACAACUGUGUAUCCGGUCCUUUGUCAGCUCAUUCGUGUCCUCCCUGCCCCAUUCAGUUUGAAUGAAUUGAUCGAACCAGUUCUUUUUGAACCACGUGCUCUCAGUAAAGAGGAUGAAGGAAGAGUAAAUGAAAACGAGUUGGAGGUCUCCACAACAAAUGAUACCGAAGGUGUCAUUCGGAAAAAUGACGAUGAUGAACAAGGAGCAAAGGAAGACGAGGAAAAGGAUGAAAAAGAAAGAAAAGAUGAAAAAGAUGAGAAAGAAAACAAAGAAAAUGCAAUACGGUUGUCUCUUUUGAAUCGUGUUUGGAAACUUUCUCCCAAGAUUGUUGACGAGUACAAAUUAGUAAAUGGAAACGAUGGAACUAGAUUGGAUAUUGUUGAAAUGGACUGUAAUAUAAUAUCGCAGAAUCCCGAAAUCUCGAUUGAAGUACAGAAACCAAGCCAUCAAAGUUACAAUAGAACCUUUGUCACCAGGAGCAGGAAUCGGUUGACUUAUAGAAGUGUUCUGGUUGCUGUUACUUAUAACAUCAAAUGGAAAAGGUCGGGAAAUGCUGAUUCUGUUGAUAAUGGUAUCAAUGAGUUCAAUUCUCGCGAAAAAGUGAUGUCCCUUCCAUUGAUGCUACCCCGUAUUCUUUUAAAUACUGAAUUUACUUUGAAUGAAACUGACGGCACUGUCACUGUUGAGCUAAAAUAUGUAUUAGAAAAUCCCACACGUGCUCCAUUAAACUUUUUAACCGAGUUGAUUGAUUAUGAAGAUACAUGGACAAUUGUGGAGGGACAAGUGAAAGUAGGUGAUUUGGAGAAUGGCAAAGUUCUCACUGUUGGCUCUGUAUCUCGAAAUGUGGCAGAGUUUAAACUCAAGAGCAAGCGUCCAAUCUCAAAAGAGACGGGGUUGAUUAGACUUCCAAAUUAUAAAGUCUUUGAUGUAAAUUAUAAAGUAUUGUUGGUAACAAUGAAGACGCAGGAAAAUGUCAAAUUCAAUCCAAGAGACAAGUGUUUAUACCUCUCUGUGUUUUAA
Lodderomyces elongisporus is the source of this 3960-nucleotide messenger RNA. RefSeq lists its product as uncharacterized. Bases 1 to 3960 code for a protein of 1319 amino acids. Lineage: Eukaryota; Fungi; Ascomycota; Pichiomycetes; Serinales; Debaryomycetaceae. The transcript has a single exon. The record is from RefSeq and is a predicted model, not a curated record.